Acomys russatus (golden spiny mouse) is the source of this 1474-nucleotide messenger RNA. RefSeq names its product 1-acylglycerol-3-phosphate O-acyltransferase 4 (gene Agpat4). The transcript is spliced from 8 exons. The record is from RefSeq and is a predicted model, not a curated record. Gene Ontology annotation, cellular component: endomembrane system; mitochondrial outer membrane. Lineage: Eukaryota; Metazoa; Chordata; Mammalia; Rodentia; Muridae. Bases 81 to 1217 code for a protein of 378 amino acids. Gene Ontology annotation, molecular function: 1-acylglycerol-3-phosphate O-acyltransferase activity.
ACCUUCCUGAACCCUGGACCUUUCUCCCUUCCGGAACUAUCCCACCACACAUAUUAUCUAUUUUGAGAAUCUCCCACAUCAUGGACCUCAUCGGGCUGCUGAAGUCCCAGUUUCUGUGUCACCUGGUCUUCUGCUACGUGUUCAUCGCCUCAGGGCUCAUCGUCAACGCCAUCCAGCUGUGCACGCUGGUCAUCUGGCCCAUCGACAAGCAGCUGUACCGCAGGAUCAAUGGCUGUCUCUGCUACUUCAUCUCCAGCCAACUGGUCAUGCUUCUUGAUUGGUGGUCGGGCACAGCGUGCACCCUCUACACUGACCCGAAGGCCUUCCCCUACUACGGGAAGGAGAACGCCAUCGUGGUUCUCAAUCACAAGUUCGAGAUUGACUUUCUCUGUGGCUGGAGCCUGGCUGAGCGCCUUGGGAUCCUGGGGAACUCCAAAGUCCUGGCCAAGAAAGAACUGGCUUACGUGCCCAUCAUUGGCUGGAUGUGGUACUUCGUGGAGAUGAUCUUCUGCACGCGCAAGUGGGAGCAAGAUCGGCAGACAGUUGCCAAGAGCCUGAUGCACCUCCGGGACUACCCAGAGAAGUAUCUGUUCCUGAUUCACUGUGAGGGCACACGGUUCACAGAGAAGAAACACCAGAUCAGCAUGCAAGUGGCCAAAGCCAAGGGGCUGCCCAGCCUCAAGCACCACCUGCUGCCGCGCACCAAGGGCUUUGCUAUCACUGUGAAGUGCUUGCGGGAUGUAGUCCCAGCUGUAUAUGACUGUACACUCAAUUUCAGAAACAAUGAAAACCCAACACUGCUGGGAGUCUUAAAUGGAAAGAAAUAUCACGCUGAUUGCUAUGUCAGGAGGAUCCCCAUGGAAGACAUCCCAGAGGAUGAGGAGAAGUGCUCCGCCUGGCUACACAAGCUCUACCAGGAGAAGGAUGCCUUUCAGGAGGAAUACUACAGGACAGGGGUCUUCCCCGAGACUCCCUUGGUGCCCCCACGGCGGCCCUGGGCUCUGAUCAACUGGCUGUUCUGGGCCUCGCUGCUGCUCUAUCCUUUCUUCCAGUUCCUCGUCAGCAUGGUCAGCAGUGGCUCCUCGGUGACACUGGCUAGCUUGGUCCUCAUCUUCUGUAUGGCCUCCAUGGGAAUUCGAUGGAUGAUCGGCGUGACAGAAAUUGACAAGGGUUCUGCCUAUGGCAACAAUGACAACAAACAGAAACACACAGACUGACCUGGGACUGUCACCUCCAAAGGGGACCUUGGGGAACCGUUGGCCUCUGCCUAGCCUUCGCAGCAGGGUGCAGUGAUGGAGACGGGGGCAGCCUUGUUGGGACGAGCAGCACCACAGCCUCUCUCUUCACAGAGUUUGUCUCAGCGCCAGACUGGAAAGGAAGACCUUCUUAAACCUUUUCCCACCCCAGCCCCCACCCCAUGUACAUUAGUGGGUUUGGUUGUCUUUCUUUUCAGUUGUACACACGUGUGUGUUGU